AUGCCAUCAAAAAAGAAAAAGUAUAAUGCAAGAUUUCCAGCUGGAAGAAUAAAAAAAAUUAUGCAAACAGAUGAAGAAGUUGGAAAAGUGGCACAAGCAGUACCAGUAAUAAUCUCUAGAACAUUAGAGUUGUUUGUCGAGUCUCUAUUAACAAAAUCAAUGCAGAUAACACAAGCAAGAAAUGCAAAAACAUUGACUCCGUCCCAUAUGAAACAGUGUAUUUUGUCAGAAAGUCGUUUUGAUUUUCUAAAAGACCUAGUAAAGAAUAUCCCUGAUGCAAGCAUACAAGAAGAUAAUGAAAAUAAUGCGCUGUUCGAGGAAGGUUCUCUUCGAGAAGAGGUUAUGGAUGAACCAAGUCCAAGUUUGCCCAGUAGUGCUAGUAGUAGAGCUAGAUCGUCGAGGGGAAGUACCCAAGAACGAAAUAUUCCUCAAACUGAAGUCUAUGUCCCAUCCCCUUCUAACACAGCCUUGAAUGAACAAAGUACCUCCACUAGCAGAACGCCCGUGAUUCAAUACGGCCCAAAAGUAGUAAAUGCUGAGAAUAGCAAAAUAAAUUUUUCUGUGACUAAUUUAUUAAAACCAGACGAACCAAAAUUGCAUGUAACAAUAGCUUCUGAAGAGUUGGCGGAAGUUCCACAACUUCUACCAACAAGCAGAUCUUCUAGCAGUUUACCACCUAGAGUAAAUCCUAAUGAUAUUGUACCUCCUUUAGUACCCAUUUCCCGCUACAGUCAAAACUCCAGCGAUAAUAAUUUAUAUAUUGAUGAAGAAUAUGAUAACUGA
Diabrotica balteata is the source of this 783-nucleotide messenger RNA. Lineage: Eukaryota; Metazoa; Arthropoda; Insecta; Coleoptera; Chrysomelidae. The record is from the annotation of a GenBank genome assembly.